Myotis davidii is the source of this 3331-nucleotide messenger RNA. It is a transcript of the gene PICK1, whose product is annotated as protein interacting with PRKCA 1. Gene Ontology annotation, cellular component: trans-Golgi network membrane; postsynaptic early endosome; neuron projection. The record is from RefSeq and is a predicted model, not a curated record. Lineage: Eukaryota; Metazoa; Chordata; Mammalia; Chiroptera; Vespertilionidae. The transcript is spliced from 12 exons. Gene Ontology annotation, molecular function: protein domain specific binding; phospholipid binding; protein kinase C binding. Gene Ontology annotation, biological process: dendritic spine maintenance; receptor clustering; positive regulation of receptor internalization. The coding region runs from base 1535 to 2791 and encodes 418 amino acids.
AAGUCAGUACGUAGGAGGAAGAGAGACGGGGUCACGGUGAACUUAAAAUCCUGUGAAGGUGACCUGAACUGCAGAGCAGUGGGUACAUGGGAAGGUUGUUGCUAUGGUGGCAUCUGCACAUCUGAUGAGGCUCAGAUUAGCUCCCUCAGAGAGUGGGGUGGAGCUCCUAUCAGGCCUUGGGCUACUAGGAUAGUCAUCUUUCUGCACCUCUCCUUCUCCCUACACCCUGGCAGCUAGGGAAGGAAGCUGGACAGGCCUGGACCCAUGCUUCCUGGGGGAGGUGGGUGCCAGGCUGUGGCUCUGGGAGCACCAGCCCCCUCCGGGGAACCCGCUGUACACAAUAGCAGUGGCAGCAGAGGCUGGUGGGGAGAUGAGGUUCGGACUCCUUGGCUGGGGAGCACUGAUGGCAUUUCCUGACCCUCAGUGGGACUUCAAAGGGCUGUUCCUCAGGGUUAACAAAGGAGAUGGGGUGUGAGGAAUCUCUCACCAAAGACCAUAGGGAGCAUCUGCCUCAGGGCUUAGCUUGCACGCGGGGAAAGGAGGCAUAUAAGAGGAGGGAAAGUAACUUGUCCAGUUUGUCAAUAGCAGAUCUACUGGACACAGGUGUGCACGGGUUGAAAGGGCGCUGGAGGAGGCCGCCUUCUCAAACUCAAGAUCUGAAUCUUAGACCAGAUCUUGGAUGGGUGGCUCUGGAUAAAAUCCCUUCCCCUCCUCUUGCAUUUAGGCUCCUGGUUUGCAAAACUGGGAUUAGGCUGCCCCUGACACUGCCAUUGUAGUGGAGGAGUCACAGCAUGAUAGGACGGGGCGUUGAAAAGGUGGAAGGAUUUGUAGAUCAUUGGACUUCGCCGAAAGUCUCCCCAGCCGAGGAUGCUUCCGUUGCCACGGCAACCGCCCUGCCGGCGUGGUCCCUGGCGUCCCGCUGAGGACGCUGGGAAGAACCCUGCCCUUACCAAGAUGGCGGCGGCCUCGGGGCAAGGGGCGGGGUCGAGCGCUGCCGGCCUGUCCAGACCUUCCCUCUGUUUCCGCUUUCUCAGGCUAACGGCGAGCUUCCGUUCAUACCGGUCCUCUUUCCUGGUUCCGGGAGCCCCCGGGAGCCAGGGAAGGGGAGGGUUGCCUGCAGGGAUCGGGGCAAAUACCCAGAGAGGGAAGGCGUGACUUCCGCGUCCCUCCGGAAGUGACGCGACAGUCGCGGCCGCCGACAGGUGGAACGGCAGGUGGGUUCAGGUGCCAGCCUGGCCCAGACCGACUGCGGGACCGGCGUUUCCGGUGAGCCACAGAGGCUGCUCCCAGGGCCUGGAGACCUGUGGGCGGCUCUAGGACCUGCGCCCCUCGCCCUGGCCUGGAGCCCACCCCUGUUCUUAGUAAGAAUCACCUACCCCCCGCGUCCCGAGGGGAGGGCGCCAGGGUUGCCCCGGCUCGGGGAGCAUCCAGGCACUUCGGUUCCCUAAGCCCUGCGCUCUUUUCCUCCCGGAUCCAGUUCUCUGUGCCCCUGCCGAGCUGGGCAGUUAGCCAGCCCACCUCAGCUCUCGGAACCAUGUUUGCAGACUUGGAUUAUGAAAUCGAAGAGGAUAAACUCGGGAUCCCCACCGUGCCCGGGAAGGUGACCCUGCAGAAGGAUGCUCAGAACCUGAUCGGGAUCAGCAUUGGAGGAGGGGCCCAGUACUGCUCUCCCCUCCCGCUGCUGCACCCCCAGGUAUUUGACAACACGCCGGCAGCCCUGGACGGCACUGUGGCAGCUGGCGAUGAGAUCACCGGUGUCAAUGGCAGGUCAAUCAAAGGAAAAACUAAGGUGGAGGUAGCAAAGAUGAUCCAGGAAGUGAAGGGGGAGGUGACCAUCCACUACAACAAGCUGCAGGCGGACCCCAAGCAGGGCAUGUCCCUGGACAUCGUGUUGAAGAAGGUGAAGCAUCGGCUGGUGGAGAACAUGAGCUCGGGGACCGCGGACGCCCUGGGCCUGAGCCGGGCCAUCCUGUGCAAUGAUGGGCUUGUCAAGAGACUGGAGGAGCUGGAGCGGACGGCUGAGCUCUAUAAAGGGAUGACAGAGCACACCAAGAGCCUCCUGCGGGCCUUCUAUGAGCUGUCGCAGACACACCGGGCCUUUGGGGACGUGUUCUCUGUGAUUGGCGUGCGGGAGCCCCAGCCGGCCGCGAGCGAGGCUUUUGUGAAGUUUGCGGACGCCCACCGCAGCAUCGAGAAGUUUGGCAUCCGGCUGCUGAAGACCAUCAAGCCGAUGCUGACGGAUCUGAACACGUACCUCAACAAAGCCAUCCCAGACACCCGCCUCACCAUCAAGAAGUACCUGGACGUGAAGUUCGAGUACCUGUCAUAUUGCCUGAAGGUGAAGGAGAUGGACGACGAGGAAUACAGCUGCAUUGCCCUCGGGGAGCCCCUGUACCGGGUCAGCACAGGCAACUACGAAUACCGCCUGAUCCUGCGCUGCCGCCAGGAGGCCCGUGCCCGCUUCUCCCAGAUGCGCAAGGACGUGCUGGAGAAGAUGGAGCUGCUGGACCAGAAGCAUGUCCAGGACAUCGUGUUCCAGCUGCAGCGCUUCGUGUCCACCAUGUCCAAGUACUACAACGACUGCUACGCCGUGCUGCGUGACGCCGACGUCUUCCCCAUCGAGGUGGACCUGGCCCACACCACGCUGGCCUACGGCCCCGGCCAGGACGAGUUCACUGACGGGGAGGACGAGGAUGAAGAUGACGAGGACACGGCAGCCAGGGAGCCGUCCAGGGAUGCACGAGGGGCUGCCGGGCCCCUGGACAAGGGUGGGAGCUGGUGUGACUCCUGAGUGUGCCCGCUGUGGGGUGCGGAUUUGGGGGGUAGGGUGAGUGAGAGGAUGAGAGCGUGGGAGCGGGGGCUGGGCCGCCGCGCAACAGGGUGGCGCAUAAAGGCCUGCUGGCUUGGGGCGCCUGCCUCCCUGCUUCUCUGUCCUCGCACAGCGAACCUGGGGCCCCCAGGCAAGGCCACAGGCUGCGACCUCGGGCCUGGACACUGGCCUUCCCCCUCCUCCCCACCGCCCCAGCCAGGAGAGUUCGGUCUCUGGACCGGAUCCAGGAAGGCGAGAGGGCAGAAGGGAAGAGGGGUGGGCAGUGGCAGGCGGUCCAGGGCCCAGUCCUGUGGGCACCUCCGUUGGAGUGGGGGCUGGGGGUGGGCCUGGGUCUCAGGUACACCUCGGCCCCCAGGCUGGCCCAGCCCAUUCGCACGCACACCUCGGCGGCCUUUAUUUAUUUAAUCCCCCAGCUCAGCCACUUCCCGGGGGAGGGCUGGGCGCGGGGCCUGUACUGAAUAAACAAAUCCAGAUGGAGCCGGGCUCUGCAGCAGCCUUAGA